Chroicocephalus ridibundus (black-headed gull) is the source of this 7744-nucleotide messenger RNA. RefSeq names its product TOX high mobility group box family member 2 (gene TOX2). The coding region runs from base 68 to 1711 and encodes 547 amino acids. Gene Ontology annotation, biological process: regulation of transcription by RNA polymerase II. The transcript is spliced from 8 exons. NCBI's taxonomy places the organism in Eukaryota, Metazoa, Chordata, Aves, Charadriiformes, Laridae. Gene Ontology annotation, cellular component: nucleus. The record is from RefSeq and is a predicted model, not a curated record. Gene Ontology annotation, molecular function: chromatin DNA binding.
ACCGCCGCCGCCGCAGCCGGGUCCAUGCCCGCUGGAGCCCCCGCCUGCCGCCGCCCGCACCCCCGGCAUGGACGUUAGGUUUUACCCCUCCGCCCCCACCGCCGUGGGCUCCCUGCCCGGAGCCGACCCCACUUGCCUGGGGCCGCUGGAUUAUUAUCACUGCAACAAGUUUGAUGGGGAGAACAUGUACAUGGGAAUGAAUGAGAACGCCCAGGAGUUUCUAUCGGCAAAUCAGACGUAUAACAGUCAGAAUGAGAAUAAUGAAGACUAUGAGAUCCCUCCCAUAACGCCUCCUAAUCUCCCUGACCCUUCCCUCCUGCACUUGGUGGACCACGAAACUGGAUAUCACUCCCUGUGCCACAGCCUCCCUCCCAACAGCCUGAUACCAGCCUACCCCUACCAGAACAUGGACCUGCCAGCCAUCAUGGUCUCCAACAUGUUGAGUCAGGAUGGGCAUCUUCUCUCCAGCCAGCUACCCACGAUCCAGGAGAUGGUCCACUCAGAUGCCACGUCCUAUGAGUCCAACCGUCAAGUGCCCCUGAUCAAUCGCCCCGGGAUGUUAGCCGGCCCCAUGAGCGCUCUCAGCCAGUCUCAGCUGAUUUCGCAGAUGGGGAUGCGGAGCGGUGUUACCCACGGUUCCCCCUCGCCCCCGGGAAGUAAGUCUGCUACACCAUCUCCCUCCAGUUCUACUCAGGAAGAGGAGACAGAGUCACAUUACAAGGUUACUGGAGAGAAAAGACCAUCAACAGACCUGGGCAAAAAGCCCAAAAGCCAAAAGAAGAAGAAAAAGAAGGAUCCCAAUGAGCCACAGAAGCCCGUGUCAGCCUACGCCCUGUUUUUCAGAGACACGCAAGCAGCCAUCAAAGGGCAAAACCCCAACGCCACCUUCGGAGACGUAUCAAAAAUUGUUGCAUCAAUGUGGGACAGUUUGGGAGAAGAGCAAAAACAAGCAUACAAGAGGAAAACAGAAGCCGCCAAGAAGGAGUACCUGAAAGCCCUGGCAGCGUACCGGGCCAGCCUCGUCUCCAAGAGCUCUGCUGACCAAGGGGAGACGAAAAGUGCCCAGAGCAACCCACCUUCCAAAAUGAUCCCCCCCAAGCAGCCCAUGUACCCAAUGCCGCCACAGGCUUCCUCGCCCUACCCCGGCCUGGGCUCGUUCCUAUCCCCAUCGGACCUGCAGAACUACCGCGGCCACCCCGGCCUCUCCCGGACCCUCACCUCCAAACCCAUGCUGCCCAGCAUCAGUGCCUCCCCGCCACCCUCCUUCCAGAUCAGCCCCCCCCUCCACCAGCAGCUCUCCUUGCACCACCCGCAGAGCUCCCUCCUCAGCCAGCCCCUCAGCAUGCAGCAGGUCCCCCAGCAGCCCCUCCUGUCCCCCCCCAUGGCACUACAGGUACAGCCCCCCAUGAACGCCUCGCCUCCCGGGCAGCAGGACUUCUCCCAUAUUUCAUCUGAGUUUCCAAACAGUGUUGGACCCCGUUCGCCUGGUGCAUCAAACCCUCCGGGAAGCACCGAGUGGGACAACGACUACCCCAGCAGAGAGUGUGGGAUUAACCACUGCAGGCCAGUAAACAAAAGAGCACGUUGCUAUUGUACUUUCUGUUUUCUGAACUGUGACAGUGUGCAACAGCUGAGAAUCUGCCCUAAAACAACCAGCAAGCUGGUAGGCUCGUUAUGGUCGAGGAAGUUCAAGGUUUCCCCUUCUCUGUAGGCUCCCUGAAGUGAUGCUAUGGAAGCAGGUAGCAUAAAAUUCACAGAUAAAUUCUUCAUUGGGCAUGGAGAGGUUUCCUUUUUUUGCGUUUCCAUCCCAUUAGCAACGGAGGAGUUGGACACUGAACUAGAGCCAGCCAGGCAAGCCAGAGUCCCGGGAGGUUUGAAGGUGGCCACGUCCCUAAGCAAUGCCCGUCUCUUCCUAAAGUGAUCGUUCAUAUCGCUGAGGCCACGAUCUCCCAUGGCCGUCCCUAGCACCGGGUCCCUGAUCGGUCCUGGGGUUUCACCACGGCAGUGUACAAAGCCGCAUCCUCCCGAGAGCCACGUGAUGCUCCGGUCCCCGGCACCUCACAGGAAAAGGCCACAGACACCUCCACAGAUCUUCCCCCUCAGGCCCUACGAGCUCUGCCAUGAGCGUGCCGGCAUGGAGGUCCCUUCAAUGCCUGAAUUCCCCAAUAAAUAAAAACACCGGGAUGGUCUCAAAGCUGGGGAACAGGGAAGGUGUGAAAGCCGUUUCCAACCUCUGCCUAGUCCACGGCUCUCGGCUCAGCAAGAACAGUUCGGAGACGGCUAUUGUGCUCCGUAAAACAGGCACGCCGUUUGCUGGGGGAGCAGGUAGGGCAGGAGGCUCGGUAGCUUCUGUGUAUUGUUUGAUUUGCUUGAAGUACUGGAACAUUGUGCUUUCACUGGAGAUAAUAGCAAGCUCCCAGCCUUUUCAGAGCACGGCUCCCGCCUGUGCCAGCAGCGCACUUACAAUUGCUGGGCUGGGCACAGACUGUGCAGACAUUUAUUUCUUUCAGGGAAAUAAAUAACUCGCUGAGCCAUUGGAAUAUCGCCGCUGUCUGCCUGCCUGAGGGGGCUCAGCUACGUGGAUUGGUCUGGGCUCUGCCGGCGACCUUCGCGUGGUCCUUCCUGAAGGCUCUCAGACAACCCGAAAAAAGGGACCCGUUUGGGACUUGAUGAUAAAAGUCACUUGAGAUGCUGUGGGCGAAAUUCUAAGGAUGCUCGGAGGGUUGCGGCACAUGGAUCCCAAUUUCCAGAGGUGCUGAGCAGCAGCAGGUCCCACGGAAAUAACCCCCCUAGAAAGCAGCAUCACUACUUUAGGGGAUCAGCUGGGAAAACACUUGGUUCCCUCCUCAAAUCCCGCUGCCUGGGCCCCAUGCAGGGAACUCAGGGCACUCUAGAAACGGGUGAAACGCUCCCCUGGUAGUCAGGAUUGACUUUUGUGUUGCUAAAACAAGCUCUGUGACAUCUGGCUGGAGUGCCGCAUUGUAAGCAGAGGGACCAUGCAAUUCAUGAUCAAAGCUCAUGCAUUUCAUGCCUUUGUCACAGCAGAAAUAUCGAAUUUCAUGGGUUUAGUGCAGCUUCCCGGGGAAAAAAAAAAAAAAUCAUUCUAAAACCAGACAGAUUAUGCAGAGACUUCCAGAUAAUUAUUAGAGUAGAUUAUAGCAACGAACUCGGAUGGAUAUAGAUCAGUUCUGCAGUGAGUGCUUAGCGCACUGAAAAAUGUCGCAGUCUCUGUUGAGGAAGGAGCCCGUCUCCCGUGAGUAGAGACACACGAGCUGCUGGCAGCCCAGCUCCCAAAGCCGGCUUGUUCUCAUUUUCUUGUAAAGCCUGGAGUGCCAGCAGUGCCAUCACCCCCUGCUCCUGGUGUUUGCUGCCUGUGUCCAUGCUCUGUGUCGCUUGUAGCAUCCACACACAUUUGUAGGACCGCGGCCCCGGUGAGCCUCAAGGGUAGACUCCUGUCGAGAAACGAGAUGAUCUGGUUCUCAUCAUCUUCCUCGCCGUACUGCUUUCUUUGCACUAAUUUGCAAGCGACGUUCCAAGUUAUCCUUGGGCUCCUGGGUGGCACCGUGCCUGGUGCUGGGGUGAGGGCGCAGGGUGAGCUGCGUGCCCCAACGGCCCCCGCGGUCAUCAGGGCUUAGGCAAAGCAGUGAGAAAGGGAAGGCAGAUCUUGUUGGGUUCAAUUCAUCAGUGCAGUUUUAGGUACCAUCGGGAAGCCUCUGGAUCGUGUAAUCGUCCAUUUCGACCUCAAAACUGCGUUCGGCUUAAUUGCAAUUAAAGCAGCACUCUUCAUUGGGAGUGAGGAGGAGCAAAACCAGCAACUGGCUGGCAAGAGAAAGGAUUCUUUUCUGGUGUGAUCUGGCUCAGCUGCAGGGUCCCAGAUUCCUGAAAGAGGGGGUCGUACCAUCCUCCCCAGCACACAGGCGGUCCUGCCUCGCCCCCCGGGGUAGGAUUUUUAUUUCAUGUCUGACCUUGAUACUUCUUUAGCUUCCGUGUGUUGGCACUGGGUUAGCUGGGGUAAAACCUCCCAAUCCUACAUUUUCUUUUGUGUUUGUUAGCCAGACAACUUCUGAAAAACUAACGACGUUGCCUUUCUCUCUGUCCUUCUCCAUCUAAUAAGGGAACUGCUCUAGGGUUUUUUUUUUUAUUUUCCCAGCCUAUCAGUGCUCGUUAAAAUGCCAUUAAAUGACACUUCUUCCCUUAUGCCCCUCAAAUUCUAGGAUCCUGCGAGCAGACACUCCUUAAUUCAUAAAUCAGCCAUGUUAGAGUGAGAGCUUUAAAGGUUUCCUAGCUCAUCCUCUCCCCGUUCUUAAUGAUUUUGUGCUUACUGACUUCCAUCCAAUUUUCCGAGCUCUUUCUGGGCUUAAGCCCAAGCUGUCCUAGAUUGCUAGCAAAGACACGGGUAGCGUUUCUCAGUUCCUGCUUUGUAUAUGACUAUCACUUCCCACAAGCAACUGCAGCGUACAAUUAUUGCUUUUUGCCAUCAUACCACAAACUGCUUGCACAGUCCCCUGUCUCCCUCACCUGACAGCCUUAUUCUCGCGCUUGCUCUUUCCCAGGCACCCACGCCGUACCCGUGGCUUUGCAGUGACUUUCUCCAUACCGGUCCCUUUCCAUACCAAAGCCGUCUUCAGGGUUGCGUUUAUGCCUGUCCCCCGGCAUUUAGGUAUUGCGGCGAUAACGCUGAACGGGAUUCAUCUUUCUGUGCCCUUCCUCUCAUUUGCAAGGCCUUUUUGGGUACCGUCAUUUAGCAACUGUUCUCCCCUCUUCCCACCGUCCUUUGGGCUAAAAGAAGAAAUGCGCUCAGUUACGCUUGGUCCAAACGCACAAAACCAUGUACAUCCGCUUCAUCCCGACACUUAUAACCUCGCUAAUUCCUGCUAACGACAAAGUGACCCUCUCCGAAUGGGGGGAUUUUCCAAAUCGGAAACUAAAUGAGCAAGCGCUGUAAAAAGGCAAGGAUAAACCAUCACCAAAUGCACUUAGUUUGGAUUCAAUUAUUUAUGGUAAUACUUCGUAAUGAACUGGGAAAUGUUCUGUAGCAUAUUUUGUAAAAUUAAUGAAGUUUUAGGGCUGGAAUACCUCACUGCCGCUCAGUGGCAUUAAAUCUUUGCUGAGUGCAGCAGGGAAGACUCUGCAUUUUAAAUGCAGAUUAUAAAAUGUGGAGAUUAACAUAGUGCGGACUCUUCUGCGCUCUACCAGAAGACAGCUCUAUCAACAACAGCAUUACCUUGCUGCCUGCUGUUUCCCUUUUAUUCCACUCAAGCACAGCCACAUCGGAAUCUCCCGAAGCUUUGUAAUGUUCCUCACCACCUUUUAAGGCCAAAAUGUCUUUAUGCAGCCAAUGAUGCUUCCAUCAGGUCUGUGUAGGUGAUGAAACCCAUUGAAACGCCUGGAUUUCUGAGCAAAACCCACACAGGACGUCAGCCAGGGGAAAGGGACUUCAGCCACUCCUCUCUCUACUACGUCCUGAAAACAAAAAGGAUCUGAGCUCCCUCGUAAGAGACUGUUGAUGGCAAAUUAAAUGUGUUAGCCAGCCCACACAGGGGGUUGAAGCCCCAGACACUACAGGCAGGGUCAGGAGUGGUGAUGCCUCUCUGCACACCUUGCUGCAGAGCCGUCCGCAUGUGGGCAGUGGGGGUAUAAGCUGUCUUCCCUCCCCAGGACACACCUGGAUCUCUUGAAAUCAAAGGCGUUGCUUCAAUAACGUGAUUAAUUCAAGGUGUGGUGGGCCAGGGAUGCGCAGAGCGCACAGCCUGGCUGCCAUCCCACCAACCCUCCUCCCCAGCCUCCUGCAAGGAAAGUAGCACCACAGUCUUCCUUGGGUUCCUUGUACCUCCUGCAGUCUUCAUCAGACCCAUGGGAACAACCGGCCAAUCCUGCUGUCUCAAAGCAUUUUUCCCUUCAUUUCCUGAUUAUUAAUUUCUCUAGUUGUACUUCUUUUGGGAGAGGAGGGGAGCGGCAUCAAGCAGGUGGUGUCUCCUGCUCCCGUGCUCUUCAGCCAUCAAACUUAUGUAAAUCCUCCUGGACACCCACAAGCGUCUUCAGGAAUAAGCCCCUCAGUCAUAUUUUUGAGACCCCCUACUCCUUUUGCAGUGUCAGAAUGACACAUUUUGUCCAAAAGCAAGUGUACAUUUCCUAAAUCUCCAUGGCUUAGCCUAAGUGCAGUGUGUGAUGAAGAAGCGGGCCAGUGGCCAAGGGGCUGAUUCCAGUCACAGCACAAUGGUGGAGCUGGUACCAGCAUCAUGCUGGCGUGCUCUGCAGGGAAAUCCAGAGCUGGCCCUCCCCUGCAGCCCCAGCAAGAGCAAAAAUUAAGCCACAGGAAGGAACUCAUGUCUUAGCCCUUGCUGUUGAAAUUCAGGAAGAACUGAAAUUGCACCAGGCUCUGACGCUUCGGUGCCGUCUGCUCGGUUCAUCCCUGCACACCUCGCCCUUGGUGCAGACCACUUUGUGUUCUGCAUCAUGGAGUGCCGUAAAAAAACCAUGGCACAGCUGAAAACGGGUGUGCAAAUGGUAAUUUCAGCUCCCCGCUCCCCCAGGCGACUCCCCGGCUGUUUCCCUGCCCGUCUCACCUUCCGCCUCUCCUUUCUCUUACAGCAUGCUGCCAAGGGACAAGGCACUCUACCUCACCUAAAACUCAACAUCUCGUUUUGAGGAGGCUCAGACAAAGGACACUGGAGAGGGUCUAUCUUACAGACUACCCGGAGAGGCACCGAGCAAGUCGUACGGACGAGACAGCUACCACUGCACCUCGUCGCUGGCUUCGUUUCCAGGCUCUAAGAGCAGUUUUCUUUUACUAUUUUUGAACUCUAAAGUCUACUUUCCCUGGAAGCCCGAAACCUCAUAAAUCAUGGAGAACAAAAAGUAAAAAAAAAAAAAAAAAAUUUUAAAAAAAUGCUAAAAAAAAAAAUAAAGAAACACAAAACCGACAAAAAAAAAAAAAAAAAAAAGAAAUAAACGAAGGACACCAUUUUUCUGCUUGCCAUCAGCUUAGCUACAGACUAUUUUCCUAGUGAACUGCUUUUAGACGCAGCAUAGGCCCAGGUCUGGUGUCCUACAGCAUUAGGCCAGCUCAGUAGGAGGAUGCACUCUUUUGACUUGCUAACAGCACUAAACUUUGUGCAAGAAAAUGUGAAGUUUGUGUGAAUAUUGUACAUGCAAAGGCCUUGGAUGUCUGGCGAAAAAAAAUACAAAAACUUAAGUAAAAACUAUUGCUGGGUAGGUGGGGGGGGGGGAGAGAGAGAGAGAGAGAGAGAGAGCAGAAGGCAAAAAUACGAGAGGAAAAAACGCGAAAAAGAUCAUGAAAAUAUAAUUUGUUGGAUAGUUGUAAGUAGUUUACUAAGUGUUUUAGAGCUGUGCUAAAGACAUCUUUAAGAUUUUUUUGUGAAAAAAAUUAGUAGUUUACUUUAUAGUAAAAGCAUUUUAUAUUAAUUGUAGCACAUUUUUUAGUUAUACAUAGAAGGAAGAUGUGUAUAAAAAAAAAAAACAACAAAAAAAGCCUGCCAAACUUGUUUCUAUUAUUUGUACAGCAAGAAAUGGACAAUUUAUAUCCAUGUUGUAUGGCAUUAUUAUAUUUUUUCUGCCAUAUGUCCAUCUAUUUAAAAAUUGCUGACAAUAAUUUUUGUCUAUUUAUGAAAAAUUAGAGAGCAUAAUUACCGUUUCUCAUAAGGUGCAUUUUUGGGUUUUUUUUUAUUUUUUAUUUUGUUUGACGGUACUGCUUUCGCAGCACCUGGCACAUUCGGUUCACAAU